Messenger RNA from Beta vulgaris subsp. vulgaris (sugar beet), 3691 nucleotides. Its product is annotated as pentatricopeptide repeat-containing protein At2g26790, mitochondrial. The transcript is spliced from 6 exons. Bases 291 to 2744 code for a protein of 817 amino acids. The record is from RefSeq and is a predicted model, not a curated record. Gene Ontology annotation, molecular function: protein binding. Lineage: Eukaryota; Viridiplantae; Streptophyta; Magnoliopsida; Caryophyllales; Amaranthaceae.
GUGACAAACAAGGGUAGUAAACAUUUAGCCACUUUGAGUCUUUUGAGUUUUUCAAAACCCCAACAAAACCCCUCUUUCUCUUCUUCCCUAAACCGCCACCGGUCCAUCCAUCAUUCAGACCUUCACUGCUUUCUUCCUCCUCCUCUCUUAAGUCUUAAACCCCAAACGGCCGCUAUAUCCGAAUCUCUUCGACUCCUCUCAUUUCAUCUUCAACAAGGUGUUGAAGAUGAUAUCUUUGAUUUUAUGUGGCUUCCAAUUGAUCCAAUAAGUUCUAUUUUGCAUCAUAUUCCAUGUGGGUUUCAGCCAUAAGGUCAGUUUCUGGUAAGAAUUUGAGAAGUAAAUUUCUGAGUAUUCGUCGAAAAUCUACUUUUGCAGCUGCCCAAUUGAGUUCUUCGUUCUCUGAUUCUAGUUCUGAUGAACUAACAAUUUCGACUCCGAAUAGUAUUGGUAGUGAUAUAGAGGAUCAUUUGCAUCAAUUUGAUACUAAUAGGGUCAUUGAAUUUCUUAAAAGAUUGAAAAGCGAGCCUAAACAGGCAAUUUCGUUCUUUUAUGAUGUUAAGAAACGCGGAUUUCGACACAAUGUCGAAACUUAUGUGUCAAUUAUUAGAAUAUUGUGCAGUUGGGGUUCCUCUAGAUUGUUGCAAGACUUAUUGUUGGAGGUCAUUAAAUCAAAUGAGGAAGAAUUGGGUUUUGACAUUUCGGAUUUGUUGGAAGUUCUUUUGGAGAAUCUUGAGGUUGAAGUAACCAGUUCACUGGUUACAGUAAUUGAUGCUUUUGUGAAGGCUUAUGUUAGUUUGGGUAUGUUUGAUGAGUCUAUUGAUGUUUUGUUUCAAACACGAAGGCGGGGUUUGAUGCCUUGUAUAUAUACGUGCAAUUAUUUAAUAAACCGCUUGAUUGAGCAGAGAAAGUUGGACAUGGCUGAGGCUAUAUACCAACAAUUAAAGAGGAUGGGUUUGAACCCCGAUGUUUUUUCUUAUAAUCUUAUGAUUAAGGCAUUUUGUAAAAAGGGUCAUUUAGAGGAAGCAGUUAAUGUCUUUAAGGAGAUGGAGGAUGCUGGCGUAAACCCUAAUGAGUUUUCUUAUGGCACAUUAAUUGAAGGACUUUGUUCACUUCAAAAAUCAGGUGUGGCAUAUGAAGUACUUAAAGCUUGGAGGUGUUCUGCUGUUCCUUUCGAUAACAUUGCUUAUGACAUGGUGGUUCAGGGCUUCUGCAAUGAGAAUAAAUUGAGUGAAGCUGAGACUGUUUUGCUUGAUAUUGAGAACCAAGGGCUGACACCAGGUGCCUAUUUCUUUGGUGCUUUAAUUCAUGCAUAUUGUAAGAAAGGAAAUAUUCGAAAAGCAUUAUUCUUUCAAAAUGAAAUGCUGUUGAAAGGUGUGAAAAUGAAUUGUGUUAUAGUGAGUUCCAUUCUUCAAUGUCUGUGUUCGAUGGGAUACUUUACAGAGGUUCUCAGUCAAUUCAAAGCAUAUAAAGACGCUAGGGUUUUUCUCGACGAAAUUUGUUAUAACAUCGCAGUGAAUGCUUUGUGUAAGUCAGGCAGAGUGGAAGAAGCUUUGGAGUUGCUUGAAGAGAUGCGACACAUAAACAUGGUCCCAGAUCUGAUUCACUACACAACUCUGAUCAAUGGAUACUGUCUUGAGGGAAAAGUUUUCGAUGCCUGCAAUGCUUUUGAAGAAAUGAAAGCCAAGGGUAUUGAGCCUGAUAUUACUGCUUGCAAUAUACUCGUAGGUGGUUUUGCUAGAAAUGGCUGUGCAAAAGAGGCUUUGCGCUUUCUUGACUACAUGAAGGACCAAGGUUUGACACCUGAUGUUGUUACUCAGAAUAAAAUCAUUAAAGGCCUCUGUAUAGGAGGGAAGGUAAGAGAAGCUGAAAUGUUCCUGAAUAGUUUGGAGGAGAAGCACCCAGAUAAUUUCUCCGCCAUGAUUCAUGGGUAUUGUGAGGCAGGACGCACACGGGAGGCUUUUGGUCUUUUCUCCCACUUGUACAAGCAAAGAAUCUUCCUAAAUAAGAAGACGUGCAUGAAGUUGCUAACUAGCCUAUGCAUGGAUGGUGAAGUUGAGAGUGCAUUUGUGUUGGUUGAAAAAUUUCUGGGCUCAGAAGAUGAUCCUUGCAUUAUAAUGCACUCAAAGCUUAUGGCAGCUUUGUGCAAUUCCGGAAAUUUGGAGAAGGCUCGGUGGGUGUUUGACAAAUGGAUAAAAAGGGGCUUGAUUCCUGAUGCUAUAAUGUACACAAUAAUGAUAAAUGGGUACUGCAAGUCGAAUUGUAUGUUGAAGGCCAUUGAGCUUUUAAACGAUAUGAAGGGCAGAGGUACUACGCCUGAUGUGAUCACUUUCACAGUUUUGCUUGAUGGCUGUUUCAAAACAAGCUUAAAGAAGACCCAUCCUCGUCGAAAAAUUUCUCUAGGAAAGGAAGUUGCAAAAAUUGAAUCAAGAAUUAGGAGCGAGAUGUCAGAAAUGCAGCUGAAGCCUGAUGUUGUAUGUUAUACUGUGUUGAUCGACAAAAGCUGCAAGUUGAAUGAAAUCGAGGAUGCCAUGAAGCUGUUCCAUGAAAUGAUGGAUUAUGGUCUGCAACCCGACACUGUGACAUACACAGCUCUCCUUUCUGGGUGUUGUAGAGUACAUGAUGUGGACAGAGCUGUGACCCUUGUUGAUGCAAUGACUUCACAGGGAUUACAGCCUGAUCAGGUAACCAUGUCAGUGUUGGAACAUGGUAUAUUGAAAAUUAAGAAAGUACAGAUCAGUCAUUGAGCAGCCUAAGAAGUUCAAAUGCAGAAGCUUAAGUUAACGGGUUAGCUCUGUGACCAUUGAUCAAAGGUAUCAAUAUCAUACUGAUCUAGUAUGCUAUCACCAACUGGACAGCAAUGUAGAAUGUGUUGUCUGAACAUGGGAGACUGGAUGUCAUUUCAAUGUUGGUGACCAGGUGUACAGUGGUGCUACCUGAUUUUGUAAGGCUUAGUCAAUCUGCUCCUUCAUGUCAUACUAAGCUCUGAUGCUUCAAGUCAAGGCUCUUGGUGGCCUUCAUUCUUGUUUUGAUUAUGUGAACUUCCUUUUCUGGGAAAUGGUCCACACAAGCUUGUGUUUGAAGUAUGGUCUGCAGUUGCUCACUGCUUUCGACUCUGAUACUUCUCCAAUUUGAGGCAAGGCAAAUAUUGGGAAGGUUGUAUGCACCAAAUGAAAAACUUUCGUCAAUUAGGAAGGAUUGGAGCAUUUUGGUGAAAGGCUCUGCUUGAAUAUCUCCUUUUAUCAGCUUCUCUUCAUUGCAGUGAUGAUUUCGGGUUUUUAACUCAAAAAUAUGUCCGAAAACCUUGGGGAAAGCUUAUAACAGGAGUUCUUUCUGAAGAUCUUAAUGAUUCCGAAGGCUGGGAGUGGAUGAAAGUUUGAGCUACUUGGUUUCCGAAGUCAGAACCUGGGAUUUUUUUUACAUGUUCAAUUUAUUUUCUUCGGGAAUGUAUAUGCAUAUUAGUGUUGGCUGGAAGCCUGGAACUUGGUUUGAUCUGGUACAUAGAACAAAAUUAGAAGCGCGGACACUAGCUGAUAUUGAGUGGAGAUUUGGAGUGUCUUUUUCGUCAAUUUACCCAUAUGGAUGAAGUGUAAAUUCUUAAUGCCGAAAAGGAAAGCGUAAAUUUUGUUUACAUAUUAGAAUGUAAUCAUUGAUCCAGAUUUCUUUUUAUACAAGUCCAGUUUUGUUGAUGUAA